Colletotrichum orchidophilum is the source of this 138-nucleotide messenger RNA. RefSeq lists its product as uncharacterized. The coding region runs from base 1 to 138 and encodes 45 amino acids. The record is from RefSeq and is a predicted model, not a curated record. NCBI's taxonomy places the organism in Eukaryota, Fungi, Ascomycota, Sordariomycetes, Glomerellales, Glomerellaceae. The transcript has a single exon.
AUGCUUUUUAAAAAAAGGCCGUUUUUAUCCUUUAUUAAAAAGUAUAAUAAUAACUAUUUUAUAUUAAUUAAGCUAAAUAUCCCGUACUAUUAUAAGAUUUUUUUAAAAAUAAUAAAAUCGUCGAUUUUUAAUAAAUAA